CUCCACUUCCGGAAAGAAUUGUGUUUCGCAUUUUGAUAAAUAAUUCACCUUCCUGGUUUGAAGGCUACCUUGUCAGGAGGAAACUGAAGUGUACCUUCUGAAGCAGAACACAGAGGCUGUGAGUGGGUCAUCAGGCAGUCUCCCUAUGUCAGGCCGAAACGGGUCUGCAAGUGAUGCAGACUGCCGGAUCUCUGAGGACUGCCGUGUCCCAGAUGUUGAGCUGAUGGAGCUGGGGCCACUGCUGGAGGAGGGAGGGGGGCGAGCGGCAGCAUCUAAAGGCGUCCAUUCAGAGGGAGCUGCGAUGCUUGCUGACGAGGAAGAGGAUGAUGAUGAGGUGGGAGAGGUCCUGACCUUACCACUUCAGGCUCAUCAUGCCAUGGAGAAGAUGGAGGAGUUUGUACACAAGGUGUGGGAGGGGCGCUGGAGGGUCAUCCCUUUCCACGUCCUGCCAGAGUGGCUAAAGGACAACGAUUACCUCCUGCAUGGACAUCGGCCUCCUAUGCCCUCCUUCCGGGCCUGUUUUGGAAGCAUCUUCAGAAUUCACACUGAGACAGGAAACAUCUGGACUCACCUGUUAGGGCUGAUCUUAUUCCUGUGUCUGGGCACGUUAACCAUGCUGCGGCCCAACAUGUAUUUUAUGGCCCCUCUGCAAGAGAAAGUGGUGUUCGGGAUGUUCUUCCUGGGAGCUGUGCUCUGCCUCAGUUUCUCCUGGCUUUUUCAUACCGUCUACUGCCACUCUGAGAAAGUGUCUCGCACCUUCUCCAAGCUUGACUACUCGGGCAUUGCCCUCCUGAUCAUGGGCUCCUUCGUGCCCUGGCUGUACUACUCGUUCUAUUGUUCCCCUCAGCCUCGACUUAUCUACCUCACCAUUGUAUGUGUCCUCGGCAUCGCCGCCAUCAUAGUGGCCCAGUGGGACCGGUUUUCUACACCUCGUCACAGACCUACAAGAGCAGGUGUGUUCAUGGGUCUUGGGUUAAGCGGCAUUGUCCCCACCAUGCACUUCACCAUCGAGGAGGGCUUUGUUAAGGCUACCACAGUGGGCCAGAUGGGUUGGUUCUACCUGAUGGGUGCCAUGUAUAUCACUGGUGCUGGUCUGUACGCAGCCAGGAUCCCUGAGCGCUAUUUUCCUGGAAAGUGUGACAUCUGGUUCCACUCUCAUCAGAUUUUCCAUGUUCUGGUCGUGGCGGCGGCGUUCAUCCAUUUCUACGGGGUUUCCAACCUGCAGGAGUUCCGCUACGGCCUGGAGGGAGGAUGCACAGAUGACUCUCUACUCUGAGAGGCCUGACUGUGACUCAUACUUUUCUUUACAGUCCCACAAACACCUCGCACACACACACACACACACACACACACACACACACACACACACACAUACAUACAUACACAUACACACACAACACACGCACACACAAUCACUUUAAAUGCUGCUGGAAUUCAAUAUAGUCACUUAUUGCUCCUUCUGUACUUCUGAUUUGCUAACAUCUUGUUUGGGUUUUGGUGGUCUUUCUGUUUGGCUCUUUUUUGCUCCGAUAAAGUAGCAUUAACUAGCCACUGAACUACAGAGGGAAUCUUCAACAGGCACUACUUCUUCAAUAAUUCUGAAACUUGAAGCCUACAUUUUCAAGUAAGGUCAAAAUGGGAUUUUAACCAAAAUCGUAUAUUACUGUAACUGAUGGUCACUUCCUAGAAGCUCACUAGUACCCCGACCUCUUCAUAGUCUGUUACCAUUGCACAAAGGGUACAGAGCGUAUUAUUUGUGCUGUAGCAGAGGGCACAUACUGUAAACCAUUCCUAUCCUCCCUCCCACUUUCCAUGCGGGUUAGAGGAUGAAUGUACUGUCCACCAGGAGUGAGGUGUAGAGCAGUCCAGGACCAUUUAGGUGCUUAAGGGCAGGCACACAUUUGUAUUAAGAGGAUAAAGUAUGCAUCUAUAGUGUGUAUAGAUGCUGCCAGAUGCUUUCUAACUGUGCUGACACUGAUUGAGCAGCUGUAUGUCAAAACUUAGAGGACUACUACAGACCCACCCAUGCCCGCUCUGCAAUAAAACAUGAACUGUACUCUUUAGGCCCAGUCAGUACCCUUAAAUCAUAAUUAAACAAAAUACAAUACAAUAUUAUGAAAGAAAUAUAGAGCUUAGAUACUAUAAAUUCGAUCUAUAGAUGUGUCUGAGUAACACAAGGUGUAAUUGUCAUCACAGUUCUUCCCAGAAUGAUUGGAAAUCAAAGGGAUUUAUACAUAAAGGGAUAGUUAUGGUCUUUUGAAAUGGGGCUGUAUAAGAUACUUAUCUUAAGUCGGUGUAGUACUUACAGUAGAUGGCGGUCAGCAUGGCCCCAGUUUGGAGAAACAGUUCAUGGCUUCAGUUCCCCGCCUGUGCUCUCGUCAACGUCACCAGACUCCACGACAAAAACAUUGUUGAACACAGGAGCUGCUGGUCUACUGCUACCACAGUCAGUUUGUAUGUUUGUGUUAUUGUGUGACUCUGGUGAAUCUGAACUCACCCAGUAAGCAUUUUUUGGUUUAAAAAACGUCUACAUGAAGACCUGAUGUCUAGGCUAAAUCACGGCUGAAUUUGGGCUGUCAGUGAAAAUUUGGUAGACGUCUAACC
This is a messenger RNA of Epinephelus lanceolatus (giant grouper), 2604 nucleotides long. RefSeq names its product adiponectin receptor 1a (gene adipor1a). Gene Ontology annotation, biological process: adiponectin-activated signaling pathway. Gene Ontology annotation, cellular component: plasma membrane. The record is from RefSeq and is a predicted model, not a curated record. Lineage: Eukaryota; Metazoa; Chordata; Actinopteri; Perciformes; Serranidae. Gene Ontology annotation, molecular function: signaling receptor activity.